ACUAUGACAGCUAAACGUUUGAGCUAAGAGUAAACGAAUUAGUUGGGAUCAAACAGAUAUCAUAUCUCAUAAUUGUCUCCAUCAUGAAAUUAGAUCCAGCUUUGGUCGUAGCAUUUGGAUUACUUAUAGGUAACAAAAUGAUUUCAAAAUGGCAAUUCAUUUAUCCUGUUCUCCUGCUGAUAUUCUCCUGCCACAUCUUGAAAUACCCUAAUGCUGCAACGGACACAAUCUCACCAGGGCAACACCUCAAUAGCUCAGAAACUAUAGUAUCAGCUGGGAAAAUGUUUGAACUAGGAUUUUUUAUCCCUGGCAAUUCAGGGAAUUACUAUGUGGGUAUAUGGUACAAGAAUAUCUCGGAACAAACAGUUGUUUGGUUAGCAAACCGAGAUUAUCCAUUCACUGAUUCUGCAGUUCUCAGUAUGAGUCUUGAUGGAAAUCUAGUGAUUAGACAUCGUAAAAUAAUUUACAUGGUGACAGACAUAACUUCUGAUGCAAAUGUGAGUGCUACACUGUUGGAUUCAGGAAAUCUUGUCGUGAGAAAUGAAAAAUCUAAUAUCUUAUGGCAGAGCUUUGACUUCCCUUCGCAUACUUUUUUGCCUGGGAUGAAACUUGGAUACGAUAGAGAGAAAGGAAAAUCUUGGUCAUAUGUCUCUUGGAAAAGUGCUGAUGACCCCAGUCCUGGAAAUUUCACCUUGGAAUUGGAUCCUAGAGAAAAACGCGUUCAGAUCUUGAGCAGUGGUGAAAUAUACUGGAAAGCUGGGCCCUGGACAGACGAUGCCAACGUGUCUGACUUCACUACUGAAUCGUUCCUCUACAACUUUACUAUUGUUUCUGAAUUGAACAUGAAUUAUCUCACUUACUACAUCUAUAGGAAAGACAUCAUUAGUAGAUUCGCAAUUGAUGUCACGGGACAGUUCAAGCAAUUUUUAUGGUUAGAAAAUGAGUGGACUCUGUUCAACUCCCAACCUAGACAACUAUGUGACGUUUAUGCUUAUUGUGGAGCCAAUGCCAGCUGCACCAAUGUGUCAUUACCAUAUUGUAGCUGCUUACCCGGAUUUCAACCAAUCUCCCUUGAGGGUUGGAAUAAAGGAGAUUAUUCCCGUGGGUGCUCAAGGAAAACUGAUUUGCAAUGUGGCAAUGACACUAAUAUCAAGGCAGCAGGGGAUGGAUUUCUUAAGCUGUCUAAUGUAGUACUACCAAAGAAACAGCUUACUCUAGAGGUUCAGAGUAUUGGUGAGUGCAGGUCAUCCUGCUUGAGCAACUGCUCCUGUACUGGUUUUUCUUAUAUCGAUCAAAAUUGCUCCAUCUGGACCACAGCUCUUAUUAAUUUGCAGCAACUUCCAGCUGAUGACAUUUCUGGAAGAGAUUUUUUCCUCAAACUUGCUGCUGCUGAUUUGGAAACUAGAAAAGGCACAGGAAACAAGAGGAAGCGAUCAAUUAUUAUAUCGGCGACCAUUUCUGUGACAAUUUUUACUUCAGCUCUGCUCAUUUGGCAAGUGAGGAAGAAAAAGCAAAAAAGAAAAGGGGAGAACUUGUUAUUAUUUGAACUUAGUGUUAGCCCAGCACCUACCAAAAAUGAACAAUCUGAAGUAAAAGGACAAGGAAAACAGAAGAAGGAAGUGGAGAUUCCGCUAUUCAGCUUUUCUAGCAUUUCUGCCGCUACCAAUAACUUCUCUGCCUCAAAUAAACUUGGAGAGGGUGGUUUUGGACCUGUAUACAAGGGAAGAUUAUUAAAAGGGCAUGAAGUAGCUGUAAAAAGGCUCUCGAGAAAAUCUGGACAAGGUUGGAAUGAGUUAAAAAAUGAGGCAAUGCUCAUAGCCAAACUCCAACACAAGAAUCUUGUGAAACUUCUCGGUUGCUGCAUUGAAGGAGAUGAAAAGAUUCUUGUCUACGAGUAUUUGCCCAACAAGAGCUUAGACUUUUUCCUCUUUGGUAACAAAAAAAUUUUUAUACUAGCUUGGGGAACUCGUGUUCGCAUCAUUGAAGGGAUUGCUCAAGGUCUUCUUUAUCUCCACGAGUUUUCCAGGGUACAAAUUAUUCAUCGGGAUUUGAAGGCCAGUAACAUUUUGUUGGAUGAAGAGAUGAACCCAAAAAUUUCGGACUUUGGGAUGGCAAGAAUUUUCGAAGGCAGUAAACCACGAGCAACUGAUCGAAUUGUUGGGACUUAUGGCUACAUGGCUCCCGAGUAUGCUUUGGAAGGCGUCUUCUCUGUUAAGUCAGAUGUCUUCAGCUUCGGAGUUUUGAUGUUAGAGGUUUUAAGUGGCAAGAAGAACACUGGUUUCUAUCAGAGCAAUUCUUUCAGUCUUCUUGGAUAUGCAUGGGAUCUUUGGACGAGCAGCUGGCCUCUGGAGUUGAUGGAAUCUGUCAUACAAGACAGUUCUUUUACCACUGCAGCAAUUAGAUACAUCAACAUUGCACUUCUUUGUGUUCAAGAACGUGCUGAGGACAGACCAACCAUGUCUGAUGUGGUCUCGAUGCUGAGCAAUGAACUUACCGUCUUACCUUCUCCGAUGAAACCAGCUUUCUCAAAUGUCAGAAGUAUGGUAGACCCGAAUUCAAGUCCGAGCAAGCCAGAAAUCUGCUCUGCAAAUGAGCUAACACUAUCAGUUUUGAAUGCUCGAUGAAACUUUAAACUUGUGUAGUUAUUCUUUCAGAACAUAUCAUCUUUUCUCAAAUUCUAAGACAUCAGCCUGUUUUUCUCA
Theobroma cacao (cacao) is the source of this 2702-nucleotide messenger RNA. RefSeq names its product G-type lectin S-receptor-like serine/threonine-protein kinase At1g11300. NCBI's taxonomy places the organism in Eukaryota, Viridiplantae, Streptophyta, Magnoliopsida, Malvales, Malvaceae. The record is from RefSeq and is a predicted model, not a curated record. Gene Ontology annotation, molecular function: ATP binding; protein serine/threonine kinase activity. Gene Ontology annotation, biological process: protein phosphorylation; recognition of pollen. Gene Ontology annotation, cellular component: plasma membrane.